CUGAAUCUUACUUAAUUCGAUCCACAUUUAGCCAUGGAAUCCUUUCCUUUUCACCUUCCCUGCAACCAAACUCACUGCUUCACUUUGUCGUCUUCGUCUUUCUUUCACAAUUAUCUCAUUCCAUUGAUACGAUCAAGCGGUUUCAUUUUAUGAUUUUAAAAUUAACAACCGACUUACCGCAUUCUCAAAUAGACCGCCCUCCCACUGGAACCAAACUCACGACGACAAGCAGACAGACACAGCUCAUCUCUUUUCUUCGUCCUAAUCUUUCUCUCUACUUUAUUCUUCUUCUCACGCAUUACGGCUUCCUACAUUUCCCUAUCCGCACUGUUUCAUCAUGGCGGCGGCCGAGGACAUUUACCUUCACGGCGAUCUGGACCUUAAGAUAAUCAAGGCUCGACGCUUGCCGAAUAUGGACUUGGUGUCCAAACACUUGCGUCGCUGUUUCACCGCCUGUCAAGUUAGCGAAAGUCCACCGAAGUCUGACCUUCGCGAUUUGGCUGACGAAGGGGAUGACCACCGCCACGGUAAGAUUAUCACCAGUGAUCCGUACGUUACCGUGGUGGUGCCGCAAGCCACUGUGGCGCGGACACGUGUCAUUAAGAAUACUCAGAAUCCUGUAUGGAACCAGCAAUUUUUUAUUCCCUUGGCUCACCUUGUAACUGACAUCGAGUUUCAGGUUAAAGAUAAUGAUCCCUUUGGGGCGGAGGUCAUUGGGAAGGCGAAAGUCUCCGCGCAUCGAAUCGCGACCGGCGAGUUCAUCUCGGGGUGGUUCCAGUUCUACGGCAAAGACGGUAAGACGCCGAAGCAGGACACGGCCUUGCUACUGGAGAUGAAAUUCACGCCGUGUGAAAAGAAUCCAUUGUACCGCCACGGCAUUGCGGGUGAUCCUGAGCAGAGAGGAGUUCGAAACACGUAUUUUCCGUUACGAAAGGGACAUGAAGUGACGCUUUACCAAGAUGCUCACGUGAAGGAGGGGUUUUCGCCUCACAUUAAGCUUGAUGGUGGUCAGGUUUACAAGCAGGGCACGUGCUGGGAGGAUAUUGGUCAUGCCAUUUUAGAGGCUCACCAUUUGGUGUACAUUGUCGGCUGGUCUGUGUUUGAGAAGGUUAAGCUUGUUCGAGAGCCAACUCGGCUGACGCCGCGAGUUGGUGCUGAAGAUUUGACACUUGGUGAGUUGCUCAAGUAUAAAUCGGAGGAAGGUGUGAGGGUUUUGUUGUUGAUUUGGGACGACAAAACCUCCCAUGACAAAUUUGGAAUCAAAACGGCAGGAGUGAUGACGACCCAUGAUGAAGAAACGAAGAAGUUUUUCAAGCAUUCUUCUGUGAAUUGUGUGCUGGCACCACGUUAUGGUAGCAGUAAGCUUAGCAUUAUCAAACAACAGAUUGUUGGUACCAUCUUUACACACCAUCAGAAAUGCGUUAUUGUUGACACGCAAGCACCCGGUAAUAACCGGAAGAUAACAUCAUUUAUAGGAGGUCUUGAUCUCUGUGAUGGUCGCUAUGACACCCCUGACCAUCGUCUCUUUCAUGAUCUUGAUUCUGUGUUCAAGGACGAUUUUCAUAAUCCUACAUAUCCUGCUGGAACCAAGGCUCCAAGACAGCCGUGGCAUGAUAUGCACUGCAGAAUUGAAGGACCUGCUGCAUAUGAUGUUCUUAUAAACUUUGAGCAGCGUUGGAGGAAAGCUACACGGUGGACCGAAUUCACUCUAAAGUUUAAAAAGGUUUCUCAUUGGCAUGAUGAUUCUCUGAUUAAGAUAGAGCGCAUCUCAUGGAUACUAAGUCCUCGCCUAUCUGUUGAAAGUGAUGGUACCACAAUGGUUCCAAUUGAUGACUCCACAAUUCAGGUUUCUGAGGAAGAAAAUCCUGAAACCUGGCACGUUCAGAUUUUCCGGUCCAUUGACUCUGGAUCAGUGAAAGGAUUUCCAAAAGAUGUUGAAAAGGCUGCAAUCCAGAACCUUAUCUGUGCAAAAGAUGUGGUAAUAGAUAAGAGCAUUCAAACUGCAUACAUUCAAGCAAUCAGAUCUGCCCAGCGUUUCAUAUAUAUCGAAAAUCAGUAUUUUGUUGGAUCAUCUUAUGCAUGGCCAUCAUAUAAAAAUGCAGGAGCUGAUAAUCUUAUCCCGAUGGAGUUGGCACUAAAGAUUGCCAGUAAAAUUAGAGCUAAUGAGAGAUUUGCGGUGUAUGUUAUCAUACCUAUGUGGCCUGAGGGUGAUCCAAAGACUGCUACUGUGCAAGAAAUUCUGUAUUGGCAGAGCCAGACAAUGCAGACGAUGUACAGUGUUGUUGCAAAGGCACUGGAAGAUAUGCAGAUGAAAGCAAAACUGGAAGAUUACCUCAAUUUUUAUUGCCUCGGUAACCGGGAAGAACUCCCAGAUGCGUUAAACAAUAGUGGUGAAACGGUCUCUGAAUCACAAAAAUAUCAGCGGUUUAUGAUCUAUGUGCAUGCUAAGGGAAUGAUAGUAGAUGAUGAAUAUGUGAUAGUUGGAUCUGCCAACAUUAAUCAAAGAUCAAUGGCUGGGACUAAAGACACUGAAAUAGCCAUGGGUGCAUAUCAGCCGCAUCACUCUUGGGUGAAAAACAAGAGGCAUCCACAUGGCCAGAUAUAUGGAUAUAGGAACUCGCUUUGGGCAGAGCAUCUUGGUGAGCUAGAUGCUUGCUUCGAGGAGCCUGAAAGUUUGGAAUGUGUUAGGAUGGUAAACCAGAUCGCCAAAGACAACUGGAAUAGAUUCACUGCUGAGAAUUUCACACAACUGCGGGGCCACCUUCUAAAGUAUCCUCUUAAGGUGGAGGCUGAUGGGGCAAUAAGCCCCCUACCUGAAAAUGAAAAUUUUCCAGAUACAGGAGGUAAAGUCAUUGGAGUGCAUUCCCUGUUAUUGAAUGAUAUGUUGACCACAUAAUUCACCUCCCCUUUUGUUGUUUGUUGAAACACCAAAGGAAGAACAUUGACAACAAAUAGUCUGAGGUUGUGAUGUUAUAAUUUCAUGUAUUUUUAUUUGAUCGGUUAAAUCCGGGUGUGUAAAUCUGUACUAAUUUGUAAAUUUGUGUUAUAGAUGUGAGUGGGUUGUGGGAAGACUACUGUUGGGUUGAACGAGUAACAUAAGCUUUGUAUACAUGCUUACAGUUAAAAGAAAUGAACUCCUUGGCUGAUUUAUGAAUUUCAA
This is a messenger RNA of Mangifera indica (mango), 3160 nucleotides long. RefSeq names its product phospholipase D delta-like. Gene Ontology annotation, molecular function: D-type glycerophospholipase activity; calcium ion binding. The transcript has 10 exons. Gene Ontology annotation, cellular component: plasma membrane. Lineage: Eukaryota; Viridiplantae; Streptophyta; Magnoliopsida; Sapindales; Anacardiaceae. Gene Ontology annotation, biological process: phosphatidylcholine metabolic process; phospholipid catabolic process. The record is from RefSeq and is a predicted model, not a curated record. Bases 338 to 2896 code for a protein of 852 amino acids.